GGGUAACGACAUCGGAAACACUUCUGGCUUGCAGAAAGGCGGAUCCCCCUCAGACUUGCCUUUCAGAUCUUCUUUUGAGCCUAUAUUUACCUGCCAUUGAUCAUUCAUUCGGUCCCAAAUCCAACUAACAUUGCUGUCUUAAGUAUUAAAACGACAUUGUAUUCAGUCGAGUUCUACGACCGUACUUACUGCGACGACAAGAAGAGUUUUCCAGCUCAAGCCAGCUAACUUUUAACGCACUAGCAUUUAACUUGACAACUCCCCUAUAGCAUAACAGGGAAGGAGCAACACCGGAGCAAACAGGAAGAUGGAAGAUAAAGAAUUGAUGUGGGCAUUGAAGACCGGGGACCUGGAUGAGGUCCAAGCUAAACUGGUAACGGCUGAAGAUGUAAACCGGACCCUAGAAGGUGGGAGGAAGCCUCUGCACUACGCUGCAGACUUUGGUCAAACAGAUGUGGUGGUGUUCCUCAUUUCUAAGGGAGCAGAUAUCAAUGCUCCUGACAAACAUGGGCUCACUCCACUGAUCUCUGCCUGUUUCGAGGGUCACCUCUCCUGUGUCAAGGUCCUGCUAGAAAAGGGAGCUGACAAAGACCGAAAAGGACCGGACGGCAUCAGUGCCUUUGAAGCUGCCGAGAGCGAUGCCAUAAAGGCUCUGCUCAAGUGAGACACCACAGUGUGGGAGGUGGCUGGACAGGUGGGUGAACGGACGGACAGACAGAUGGAUGCAGUGGUCCCCUGACAGAAGAUGGACUUGCCCCCUUUACCCUGAUCAACCUCUGUCUUUACACUGCUUUUGUCUGUUUGUUUGAGGGUCAUUUUGUCUGUCUGGUGAUUUUCCUUUAACUUUUUUUUUUUUUCUUUUCUUGUUUUUGGGAUAGGAUAUUCUCUUCUUUUGGCCUCUGUUUGUAGCCAUUUAACAGAAGUACUUGUCAAUUAUGUCUCCCUUAGGGACCAAACACUGAGGGAGCACUCUCGCACCUGGAUCCUAGAACACUGCUCAAACUAGAAAUCACUCUAAUGUAAACGCAAAGCUUAGCACUUAAAUACACCUCUCUCAUUUGCGGUUUUCUCUUUAAACAGUAAAUAAAUCAAAUGGUAAUAGAUCAAUAGUGUGUAACAUGUUUUACAACUUCAAUAUAAGUAUUGUAUGGCCAGGGUUUAAUCUCAUGAACAGUAAUUGCACUGUACUUUACUAGGUAGAUUGAAAAGAAAGGUUGUAAAGUUUCAUUUUAUUAACCUUUCAUGUGUGACCUCUACUUUGAUUUGUUUUUUUAAUAGACCAAACUGUCCCUCCAAUCCAAUCUUGAAAUUUAGGAAACGUUGGUUGAGAGAGGUCCAGAGGUCAGAUUUUCUACUUGGCAUAUCACUUACAUAUCAAAUGGUGUUUUUGACAAAUUUUACGUUGGAAAUGCAUAAAAGAUAUUCUGUGUUCUUUGACCAAUCACCAUGCUGGCUAACUAGAAAGACUUGAAUGUUGCAGUUUUAAAAAUCUGUUACUGAAUCCCUUUUGAAGCAAUGUUAACAGCAAAUAAUAGAAUAAGGAAUUUGUAAAAUGUGUUCAUUUUGUCAUCCCUGGAGUGAGAUUUCAGAGCGAAAAUUCCCUUUUUGUUGCAGCUUCUCUGUGUAUUUUGUAAUUGAUGGGCUCUGGGGGCUCUGAAUGAUGGGUAAAUAGGGGUUAGAGUUGAAACUGGAUGGUGGGGGCUGUUAGUAUUCCCCUUGCCUUGGAUUCGGUUAGAAGCCCUGCCUGUUUUGCUGCAUGUCAAAAUUGCCUCUGCUUUUACGCUAUGAAAUGGUCGCUGGUCCUCUCUUGGUUGCUUUCAAAUGAAUUACUACAAUGUAAUGGACAAAAAAGAUGCUCUUGCUGACUUUGUUGUGACAAAACGUCUGUAAAAACAGAAAUAAAAAUAUCUAUUAAAAAAUA
Siniperca chuatsi (mandarin fish) is the source of this 1921-nucleotide messenger RNA. RefSeq names its product myotrophin (gene mtpn). The transcript is spliced from 4 exons. Gene Ontology annotation, molecular function: protein binding. Gene Ontology annotation, cellular component: cytoplasm; nucleus. The record is from RefSeq and is a predicted model, not a curated record. NCBI's taxonomy places the organism in Eukaryota, Metazoa, Chordata, Actinopteri, Centrarchiformes, Sinipercidae. Bases 308 to 664 code for a protein of 118 amino acids. Gene Ontology annotation, biological process: regulation of barbed-end actin filament capping.